AGUCACCGUUCUUAGAAGUGUAUUGCAGUAUUAUAGAAACUUGUUUAAGUCCAUUUCAAGCACUCAAACUAAAAUACAGCCGUGUUUGUUUCGGCAUAUUUAGUAAAGAGCUAAAAUCGAGUGGCUGUAGAAACCAAAUUAGAAAGCUCAAGAAACGGAAUUCAGCGUUAAUCGUAUAGAAUAUAACCUUAAUAUAAUCGAUAUCACUUAGGAUAGUGCGUUGUAAGGUGCUUUCUAUUUUAAGGAACUCCAAGUAUGAUGUCGCUUGUCCAUCAACCUACGUAUAUCCAUCUAUAGGGCACCACUGACAUGCUGCAGUAUGGAAUUUUAAUAACAAGUAAGGACUAAGUAAAAACGAUUGGAAGACGUUCUAUCGUGUUGAAAAUGCACGCUAGGUCAGUAAACCGUUUCAAGAAACCUCGGCUGGAUGAUGAUGACGAUGUCGAUAUUAAUGAGCAGCAGUCUGCGGCGGAAGCACCGAAGGUUGUGUUUAAUGCUUUAUCUGUUUACCCAUUGAAAACUCAACGUGAACGCCUGCCCGUGUUCCAAUGUCGACGGGAAAUACUCUACCUGAUCGAGAAUUGCCAGGUUCUAGUUCUCACUGGGGAGACCGGUAGUGGGAAAAGUACGCAGGUUCCACAGUAUCUGCAUGAGGCAGGUUGGUCGUCUACUGGUUUAAUUGCGGUAUCUCAGCCCCGUCGAAUGGCUUGUGUCAACCUCGCUAAACGUGUGGCCGAAGAAAUGGGUCAACUCCUAGGUCAAGUUGCUGGGUACACGGUGCGUUUCGAUAACUGCAUCUCGAAGCAAACGAAGAUCAAGUACUUAACUGAAGGAAUUCUCAUAAAUGAAAUUCAAGGUGAUCCACUGCUAACCAAAUAUUCUGUAUUGAUGCUGGACGAAGCUCAUGAAAUGUCUCUAUUAAUGGACAUCUGCCUUGGGCUGCUAAAGAAGAUCCUCAGACGACGACGAGACCUCAAAUUAAUCGUCUCGUCAGCCACUCUCGAUGCUGACAAAUUUAAGAAAUAUUUCACUACACAAUAUAUCAAAGCCGAGAUUCUGAACGUCCAGGGCCGUACACAUCCUGUUACUGUCCAUUACGUGACGGAUCCCGUAGCCGAUUACGUGAAAGCGUCUGCUGAAACUGUCCAAAAGAUACACGAAACUCAACCUGCCGGUCAUGUACUAGUAUUUCUAACUGGAGAAAAGGAGGUCGAUGAAUGCUGUUCGCUGAUAAAAGAGUACGCGUUGAGUCAAAGACAUAAUAAGCUCUUCGUUCUUCCUUUGUAUGGGGCUCUACCAGCUAAAGACCAGAUGAAAGUAUUUGAGCCGGCGUCGCCCCACGUGAGGAAAGUUAUUGUGGCGACAAAUAUCGCCGAAACUUCGGUUACGAUUAAUGGUAUCGUUUAUGUGAUUGACUGCGGUUUUGUCAAAAUUAAGUGUUACAAUCCGAUAGCGGGUAUAGACACGCUUCUUGUGGCACCAACAUCAAAAAGUUCAGCUUUACAGCGAACUGGUAGGGCAGGACGAAUAGCUCCAGGCAAAUCGUAUAGGCUCUAUACUCAGGAAUCAUACUUAGGUCUCAGAGAAUUCAGUAUUCCUGAGAUGCAGCGAAGCAAUCUCACAUGGACCGUUUUGUUACUGAAAUCACUUGGCGUUGAUAACAUUGUUAGGUUCGAUUAUAUGUCGCCACCUCCUAGCAAAAUUCUAGUUAAUGCGAUGGAAAUCCUUCAUGCGCACGGGGCCAUCGACCAUGAGGGUAAAAUGACUGAGCUAGGGGCAAAAAUCAUCCAGUUCAACUGUGAUGUAUUACAGGCAAAGAUUCUAUUGAAGUCAAUUGAAUUUGGUUGUUCUUCGGAAAUGUUAACGAUCGUUGCCAUGAUGCAAGUUGAUAAUAUAUUUGUUGUGCCCCAUCAGAAGGAACGAAACAUGAGGAAAGCUAAAUACCAAUUUUUCGUCGAGGAAGGAGACCUCCUUUCACUUCUGAACAUUUACACUAGUUUCGUUGAGAAACAGAAAAAUAAACAAUGGUGCCACGAUAUGUUUCUAAAUUAUAAGAGCCUAUGUAAAGUGUCCGAGAUUCGUAAUCGUUUUAAGGCUAUCUUAAUAAAAACCUCCAGUAAAGAGAUUCUAUCAAGUUGUAGUAAUCCGGUGGAGCUGUGCCAAUGUAUCGCAUCAGGAUUUUUUACUAACGCUGCAUACUGGCACGCUACCAGCGGUCAAUAUCGUUCACUGUGCGGAAAUCACCCUCUGGAUGUGCAUCCCGACUCGGCUUUCUUCAGCCAGCGACCCCCGAAGUGUGUUGUCUUUGGAGACGUCGUAGCUACUCACAAAUUGUUCAUGAAGCAUAUUACGGCUGUCAACGAAAGUUGGCUCACAGAAAUCGCACCCAACUUUUUCCGAAUGGGGACUUCUGUAUGUGAGAACUGAUUGUAUGAACAGCGGAAUACUUUCUGAGUUUCUCCAAUUUUUUCCACAACUAGCUAGCUAGCUAGCUAGCUCUAUCGCCUUAUAGGCUUAAAUUCAAGAUGUAUAAUACAGCUAAAUAAUUUUGUAAAUAUUUUGUAUACAUUUAAAAUGGAACGACAAUAAAUACA
Varroa destructor (honeybee mite) is the source of this 2594-nucleotide messenger RNA. RefSeq names its product putative ATP-dependent RNA helicase DHX35. NCBI's taxonomy places the organism in Eukaryota, Metazoa, Arthropoda, Arachnida, Mesostigmata, Varroidae. Gene Ontology annotation, molecular function: RNA binding; helicase activity; ATP hydrolysis activity. The record is from RefSeq and is a predicted model, not a curated record. Gene Ontology annotation, cellular component: catalytic step 2 spliceosome; intracellular anatomical structure.